Belonocnema kinseyi is the source of this 1434-nucleotide messenger RNA. RefSeq names its product flocculation protein FLO11-like. Lineage: Eukaryota; Metazoa; Arthropoda; Insecta; Hymenoptera; Cynipidae. The coding region runs from base 1 to 1434 and encodes 477 amino acids. The record is from RefSeq and is a predicted model, not a curated record. The transcript has 4 exons.
AUGGAAAAGCACCUGAACGAGUUGAGCUCAGAGUUUGAAUGCUUACCUAAUGGUGAACCUAUUCCGGGGAUUCGUCGUGCCAGACCUUCGAAUUUUUCUGAUAUAGAUUAUUAUCCUGAAAACUCUUCCCCUGCUGCCGAGCCAUCUGCUCGUGCCAUUUCAAGGUCACCUACUGCCGAGACUUCUCUUCGUGCCAGUUCAAGGUCUUUUCCUGACGAGACUUCUCUUCAUGUCAGGUCCAGCAAUCCUCCUGCCAGGUGUUCCUCUCCACGCCCUCCUACGAUUAAUCCUGUUUCCGAAGAAAAUAAUCAAAUAGAAAUUAAUUCUCUGUUUCGUGUUGCAGAGUUGAGCUUAGAGUUUGAAUGCUUACCUAAUGGUGAACCUAUUCCGGUGAUUCAUCGCGCCAGACCUUCUAAUUUUUCUGAUAAUAAUUAUUUUCCUGAAAACUCUUCAUCUCCUGUCGAGCCUUCUGUUCGUGCCAGGUCAAGGUCACCUAUUGCAGAGACUUCUCUUUGUGCCAAUUUAAGGACACCUCCUGCCGAGACUUCUCUUCGCGCCAGUUUAAGGUCACCUCCUGCCGAGACUUCUCUUCGUGCCAGUUCAAGGUCUUUUCCUAACGAGACUUCUCUUCAUGUCAGGUCCAGGAAUCCUUCUGCCACGUGCCAUUUUUCACGCGUACUUGGAUAUAAUAUUGAACACAUUAGAUUCGUUCGGCUUAUUUCUAAUACAAAUCAAAACUUAGAAUGCAAAAUUCGUAAAUACAUUUUUCCUCGCAAUAAAUUAAUUCAUUUGAGAGGAAGAAAUAUGGCUCGAGAGCCCAUGCCAACCGAAGAAAAAUUGGUAUUAUUAAAUACUAAUGGUGACGUUCUCGCCAUAUUAGAGAACAAUAAUACAAUCCUUCGUGGAAUAUAUACUCAGGUGAAUGAAAAUAUGUCUGAUAUUCGGGUCAAAAUAAACACAGGCAGUAGGGCAAUUCAAUAUUUGACUAGUGAAGAACGUCGCCUCCUCACAUCACCAUGUUUUAGUUCUGUUCUUAGUACUUCUUCUACUUCUCUUUCUCCUACUUCUGCUUCUACUUUUCCUUCUCCUACGUCUCCUACGUCUCCUACUUCUCCUUUUCCUGCUUCUUCUUCUACUUCUUCUUCUCCCACUUCUCCUCUUCUUUCUACUUUUCCUCCUCACACUUCUCCUGCCCCUACUUCUUCUACUCCUAUUUCUCCUCUUCCUACUGCUCCACUUACUUCUCCUGCUACUUAUCCUCAUCCUACUUCUCCCCUUACUACUUCUACUUCACCUCCUCCUACUUCUCCUCCUGCUACUUAUCCUUCUUCUACUUAUCCUUCUACUUCUCCUACUUUACCACCUUCUACUUCUCCCACUUCUCCUACUACUUCUACUCGUCCACUUCUCAUCCUGCUACUUCUCCUGCUCUGA